GGAAAAGAGAGGGGAGAAUAUGGCGAAGAAGCAGCAGGCCGUGGUUUCUGCAGCAUGGGAUAUCAGGACCAGCUUCCAAUCGCUUGUUGCCCUUCUCAUUGCCAUUCUAGUCGUUGCUGCUAUCUAUCUGAGACAAACCAAUGAACAACUCUUCGAGUCCGGGACUACACUUUCUGGUGGCAGCUUGACGUCAAGGUGCAAUUUGUUCUCAGGGAAAUGGGUUUAUGAUAAUGAAUCUUACCCUCUAUACAAAGAGAGAGAAUGCACGUUUAUGUCUGAUCAGUUAGCUUGUGAGAAGUUCGGGAGAAAGGACCUUAACUAUCGGUUCUGGAGAUGGCAACCUCACGAGUGUGACCUCCCUAGGUUCAAUGCCACAGCAUUGCUGGAGAGGCUUAGGAAUAAGAGGCUUGUUUUCGUCGGGGACUCGCUCAACAGAAACCAAUGGGUUUCCAUGGUCUGCCUGGUGGAUUCAGCCAUCCCUCCAGCCUUCAAAUCCAUGCAUAACAAUGGCUCCAUAAACAUUUUCAAGGCCACUGAAUACAAUGCAACAAUCGAGUUCUACUGGUCUCCAUUGCUGGUGGAAUCCAACUCGGAUGAUCCAGUGAACCAUCGAGUACCAAACCGGAUUGUCAGAGUCCAGGCGAUAGAAAAGCAUGCUAGGCAUUGGACAGAUGCUGACAUUCUCAUUUUCAAUACAUACCUUUGGUGGAGAAGACGCCAAAUGAAGGUCUUGUGGGGAUCUUUCGAAAACCCUGAAGAUGGGAUUUAUAAAGCAGUUAUGUUGCCAAGGGUAUACGAGAUGGCCCUACAGACAUGGGCACAAUGGUUGGAGGUUCACGUCAAUAGGAACACGACCCAGUUGUUCUUCAUGAGCAUGUCACCAACUCACCAAAAGGCCGACAAGUGGGGUGGAAUCCGAGGUGAAAAUUGUUACAGUGAAAAAGAACCGGUUAGCAAGGAAGGAUAUGUGGGAGACGGAGCCAGUCCAAGGAUGAUGCGUGUAGUCGAUAGCGUGCUUGGGGAGUUGAAAACCAGAGGGUUAAACGUCCACAUGAUGAACAUCACACAGCUAUCAGAUUACAGGAAAGAAGGUCACCCAUCGAUUUACAGGAAGCAUUGGGAAACAAUAACGGAAGAACAGUUAACGAACCCCAAAAACUAUUCAGAUUGUAUCCAUUGGUGCCUCCCUGGAGUGCCUGAUGUGUGGAACGAGCUGCUCUAUGCCUACAUUCUUCAACUUUGACAAUUCCUUUCCCCCAUCACCCCAAUGAAAUGGUUUUUGGCUGCAAUUUGGGAAGCUCGAGGUGGUGUCCUUGGGGCUCUGCCAUUCAGCAUGUCGGUGACACCUAGAUGGGGCAGAAAGAAACCCCAUUUCCCUUUGCUUGCAGUUCUUCUCCUGGUUUUCAUAGCUUGUUCGAUUCUCUACAACGAAUUCAGCAUUCAACAAAUCCAUGAAAGCCCGGAUCAUGCUCCUCACAGUCAAGAAUCUUCAUUUACUUAUGUAAAACCAAAUCUUCCAAAAGGAGCUUCAGAGGUUUUGGAUAGAUUCAGUAGUUGCAACACUACAAGGGACUACAGCGGGAAGAAAAUCCAGUGGGUUGACCCGGAUGCAAAAUCGGGUCGGCGAAGCAGGGUAAACCAAGAGAGCUGUGAUGUAUUCUCUGGAAAGUGGGUGUUUGAUAACACAUCGUAUCCACUUUACAAAGAGUCCGACUGUCCGUAUAUGUCGGACCAGUUGGCAUGUCAUAAGCAUGGGAGGUCUGAUUUGCAGUACCAGUAUUGGAGAUGGCAGCCUCAUAACUGCAAUUUGAAGAGAUGGAAUGCGACUGAAAUGUGGGAGAAGUUGAGAGGGAAGAGGCUAAUGUUCGUGGGGGAUUCUCUGAAUAGAGGUCAAUGGAUAUCAAUGGUGUGUUUGUUACAGUCAGUGAUCCCAGCAAAUAAGAGAUCCAUAACUCCUAAUGCUCAGCUUACCAUUUUCAGAGCAGAGGAAUAUAAUGCCACUGUUGAAUUUCUAUGGGCUCCACUUUUGGUUGAAUCUAAUUCUGAUGACCCAGUGAAUCACAGAUUAGCUGAACGAAUAAUCCGUCCUGAUUCAGUACUUAAGCAUUCAUCACGGUGGGAGCAUGCAGACAUACUAAUUUUUAACUCGUACUUGUGGUGGAGACAAGGCCCUGUUAAGCUGUUAUGGAGUGCUGAGGAAAAUGGAGCCUGUGAGGAACUCAAUGGGCUGGGAGCCAUGGAGUUGGCCAUGGGAGCUUGGGCAGACUGGGUAGCAUCUAAAGUCAUUCCCCUAAAGAAACGUGUCUUUUUUGUUACUAUGUCACCAACACAUUUCUGGAGUCAAGAGUGGGAAUCGGGAAGUGAUGGAAACUGCUAUAAUCAAAUGACACCAAUCACUCUGGAGGGCUACUGGGGGAGUGGUUCCGACUUGCCUACCAUGCGCAUGCUGGAUAAAGUGCUUUCCCGAUUGGGUUCAAAGGUAUCUGUUAUUAAUAUUACUCAGCUCUCAGAAUAUCGAAAAGAUGGGCACCCUUCCAUCUAUAGAAAAUUUUGGGAGACAUUGAGCCCCCAGCAAUUGGCAAACCCUGCAAGCUACUCUGAUUGCAUACACUGGUGCUUACCAGGUGUGCCUGAUGUGUGGAAUGAACUAAUAUUCCAUUUUUUGUAAAAAACAAAAUAAAAAAUUGAAAUUAUUUUAGUUGCUUUACAUACAGCAAAUAGGAAAAGGAAGUUUAAUUGUUAAUUCUUUUCCAUUCCUGGGAUGGGAAUGACAAACUGUAUUUGCACUGAAAGGAUUGCUUAUAACACCUGAAAUUAUAUUUCUUUUGUCUAAAA
Molecule: messenger RNA, 2835 nt
Organism: Theobroma umbraticum
Lineage: Eukaryota; Viridiplantae; Streptophyta; Magnoliopsida; Malvales; Malvaceae
Gene: TBL35
Product: TRICHOME BIREFRINGENCE-LIKE 35
Cellular component (GO): Golgi apparatus
Molecular function (GO): O-acetyltransferase activity
Source: RefSeq, a predicted model, not a curated record